AGGAUGACGGCGACAGGACCCUCCUGAUGAACCUCUCUUAGCAGUGCACCAGACCGAGGAUCGUUCAGUCGGUUUGGAUUUGAUCGUCCGGAGACGAACUUUAGGGUCUAUGCAUAUCUGUCCCGGACGCAUGCACUUUCCCUUUAUUAUUUACACUACACAUUCAUGAACGCGAUCCAGGCUAAACUAGGCGACUAAUGAAACUCUGCUUUAUGAAGGGAGUUCACGACACGCAUCUUCUCAGAAAUGGCCCGUUGGCUUUGAUCUUUAUGCUCGAGCGAAGCAGCGCAACAGGACGCAGUUCGUCGCAUCUGCUUCAUCGCAUCGCCGUGUCGGGGGCGUGAUGACGCGUCGCUAGAGUCAAACUGAAGCUGCUCAGGUGAGAAGCAUCGGCAUCUCCGCUCCCUGUCACCUGAGAUGGCCAUCAACAAACCCGGCUCCAUGCGUGAUUCGGAUGGUUUUUCCGUCCUGGAGCAGCUGGGACUGGACCAGAACUCUGAUUUCUCAGACUCCAGCGUGCAGCAGCGGCUGGACGAGCAGCGAGAGAGGAUCCGGAGGGAGAUCCGGAAGGAGCUGAAGAUAAAAGCUGGUGCGGAGAACCUGCGGCGGGUCACUACUGACAAACGUAACGUCCAGCAGGUGGAGAGCCAGUUACGCAGCUCCAGCCGCAAACUGGACUCGCUCCACACUCAGCUGCAAGAACUGGACGCCCACAUCGUGGUCAAGGGUCACGAUGACAGCAAAGAUGACCUUCAGUCUCUUGGGACGCCGAGUCGCUCCUCAGCCAAUGAAGACAGGAUUAAGGCUCUGGAGCGACAGCUCAACAUCGAACUGAAGGUCAAACAGGGGGCAGAGAACAUGAUCCCCAUCUAUGCCAACGGGGUUACCAAGGAUAAGAAGCUGCUUCAGUCAGCUCAGCAGAUGCUGCAGGACAGUAAGACGAAGAUUGACAUCAUCCGUAUGCAGAUUCGUAAAGCCAUGCAGGCCACCGAACAAACAGAGGACAUUCAGGCAGGUAAACCGGAUCUGUGUGGGGUGGAGCUCCGCAUCGAGGAGCUCUGGCAUCAUUACCGUGUUGAACAUGCCAUGGCCGAGGGCGCCAAAAACAUGCUGAGGCUUCUGGGGGCUGGAAAAGCACAGGACAAGAAGGCCAUGGCUGAGGCUCAGUCUCGUCUCAGCGAAGCGUCCCAGCGCUUGGAUCUUCUGCGAGUGUCGUUAGAGCAGCGUUUGGUCAAUCUACCAGAAGAUCAUCCGAAAGUGUGUCUGAUCAAGGAAGAGCUAGUGUUGGCAUCGUCCUCGGCCUUCAGCUCCAGUCACAGCGCCCCCUAUGUCCACAAUCAGUACAGCACCCUCAGCAAACCCUCGCCGCUCACCGGGACGCUGCAGGUGCGUCUGCUGGGGUGUAUGGGCUUGUUGGAGGUCGUCCCAGGCCGCAGUCGUGCGUCUCCGGUGGCUUUGCCUCACUUCAGUCCUGGAGACAGCCGACACUUCAAACUCACUCUGAGCAGCAGAAACAGCAGCUUCAGCCUGAAGAUCCCCAGCAAGAGCGAGGAGCUGUCCUCGGAGGUGAGCGCCGUGUUGAAGCUGGAGAACUGUGUGGUGGGACAGACGUGCUGGAGAAGUGUUGGUGAACAGGCCUGGGAUCAGACCUUCACUCUGGAGCUGGAGAGAUCCAGGGAGAUGGAGAUUGCGGUGUACUGGAGGGACUAUCGCUCGCUCUGUGCGCUCAAGUACCUGAAGCUGGAGGACUUUCUGGACAAUCAGAGACACCGAAUACAUCUGGAGCUCGAACCGCAGGGACUGCUGCUCGCAGAGGUGAUGUUCUUCAACCCUGUGAUAGAGCGAGGUCCACGUCUACAGCGGCAGAGAAAGAUGUUUUCCAAACAGCAGGGUAAAGCGUUCCUGCGCGCGAAACAGAUGAACGUGGACAUAGCGACGUGGGUUCGUCUGCUGAAGAACGCCAUCCCCAUGAGCUCCUCCACACACAGCGACACACACCACAGCAACACACACCACAGCAGCAGUGAGAUCUCCAUCCAGAAGAUCCAGCUGGAAGGCGACUCUCCUCCAUCUGUGACGAGGAAAAACACACAGACGUCCAACACGGUGGACAUUGGCCCGGUGUCUGAGGCGGUCUCUCCUCCUGAUCCCGCUCCUCCGGAGAGGGCCGUCAGGACCAGCUCCCAUAAUUCCCAGCGCAGGCCGUCCAAAAGCCCUCUGUGUCUUCAGGAUUUCCGAAUGAUCGCAGUGCUGGGCCGAGGACAUUUUGGCAAGGUGCUGCUGUCCGAAUACAAACGCUCAGGGAAGGUGUAUGCCAUCAAAGCACUGAAGAAAGGGGACAUUGUGGCACGAGACGAGGUGGAAAGUUUGAUGUGCGAGAAGCGAAUAUUUGAGACGGUGAACAGCACGCAGCAUCCUUUCCUGGUCAACCUGUUUGCGUGUUUUCAGACGCCAGAACAUGUGUGUUUUGUCAUGGAGUACACGGCUGGCGGUGACUUGAUGAUGCACAUACACGCAGACGUCUUCUCUGAAACACGCUCUGUGUUUUACUCUGCGUGUGUGGUUUUGGGGCUUCAGUUUCUUCACGAUAAUAAGAUUGUGUAUCGAGAUUUGAAGCUGGAUAACCUGCUGCUGGAUACUGAAGGUUAUGUGAAGAUUGCAGACUUUGGUCUUUGUAAAGAGGGAAUGGGUCAUGGAGACAGAACCAGUACAUUUUGUGGGACUCCAGAGUUUCUUGCUCCUGAGAUUUUAACAGACACGUCCUACACCAGAGCUGUGGACUGGUGGGGUCUUGGUGUGCUCAUUUACGAGAUGCUGGUUGGAGAGUCACCGUUCCCAGGUGACGAUGAGGAGGAGGUGUUCGACAGCAUUGUAAAUGAUGAAGUACGUUACCCAAGAUUCCUCUCCACUGAGGCCAUUGGUAUCAUGAGACGGCUGUUGAGGCGUAAUCCUGAAAGGCGACUGGGCUCCAGUGAGAGAGACGCAGAGGACAUCAAGAAACAACCCUUCUUUAGGAAUAUUGACUGGGAUGCGCUGUUGCAGAGGAGAGCUCCUCCACCUUUCGUUCCUGCAGUGAAGGGAAAGGAAGAUGUCAGUAACUUUGAUGCUGAGUUUACGAACGAAGCGCCAACCUUGACGCCUCCUCGUGAACGCCGGACCCUAUCGCGGAAAGACCAGGACUACUUCAGGGACUUUGACUAUGUCUCUGACUUCUGCUAGGACACAAGUGUGCAUACUGACACUGCUAGGUAUGGGAGAUGUGGUUCUCACAUCCUAGUCACCAUCAAGGCUGCUUGGCGUGAAGAAUGACGCUUCAUCACAGGCUUCCUGCCAAUGGAACAUGGGUUUGUUCAACAUGAAACCAUAAAGAGAGUAAGAGAACUGGGCCCAUAAGAGUGAUUGAACCUUGAGGCAAUCUGAUUGUAGGAGGUACAUCAAACAUGUAGAGAUUCAAGAAUCCACAUAAUGUGAAGUUCUGAAAGCCGGCGGCCAAGAUGUUUUCUUGCCCUGUUUUCAAAGAGGCAUGAUUUUCAAAUGGUCAGUAAGCCUCCUUCAUGACAUUAUCCUUAGCACCAGGUGCUACUGAAAUCAUUAAUCUUGUGAAUAGAGUACUGUAGGGAUGACCAAUUUUUGUAGGCCAGUGCGCAUUUUAGUAAUUCUGGUUCCAUCACUGUAAAGUUUAUGUUUUUUUUGUUUGUUUUUUAUGGGUUUUUGGUUAAGGUCUAGAGGUUUAACACAAGCUAAACAUAUUUUCACGCUUUAUUCUUCAACAUAAAGUGCAUCAAAAAUACCCUAUUGUCUUGAAAAAGGCAGUUUUUAACAAGUGUCUAAAUGGGCCUACAGAGGUUGUUGGGGAUGUUACCUGUUCAGUGAUGUUUAAACUCAUCCCCUCACAAGUAGCUUGCACAGCCUCAUUCCAUUUAUAAUGGUGAUUCCAUAAACCUAUUAUAAAUUAAACUUUCAGGGGAAACGAUUUUUAAGCAGUGAUUUAAUUAGCUGCUGUAAAAUGUAGUUAAUUCAUGGCCUACAUUUAGCAGUUUACUUCCAGUGAUUAUAUUUAGUCUUCAAAAUUCAUAGAAGCUGUUAGAUUAUCAUGUUGAAUAUAAUGUUUAAAAAAAUCAUAAACUUUUGUCGGUCACAGAGCUUAUUUUCUGCAAUAAUCCAAAAAGCUAAAAGGAACCAGGGCCCAAUACCAAUUCUACCCCUUAGCCCUUACCCUUUCCCCUACCCCCCUGUUUCGCGGAUUCACGUGAAGGGGUAGUGGUAUCUCGAUUCUCUUUUGGUUGGAGGGGUAGGGGGAAGGGGAAGGGCCAGAUUUUUUGAGAUUUUUUGGGACCACACUUCAAACGAAGAGGUAUGAAUUAUAUAAGCAACACGGCUGACUGAGCGAAGAAAAAUACACAUAAAUGUAAGCAUUUUGGGAAUUAAUAAAGAUUUUAACGAAAAUGUAUCACUUGUUUUGUUACAUUCAAUCGUUAGUUCAUAUUAACGGUCAUCUUACUCAAAGAAAUGUUAGCAAAAACUCGCUAAUAUUUGCUAAUGUCAUAUCAUUGUAGACUGCACGACAGUACCACAACAUAUUUUCUUGUCUAGUCAGGGCGAUAACCACUGUAGACAUUCAAGGGGGCUAGUCCCCCCAAUAAUUAGAAAUCGUUAAACCAUUUUUGCAAAUAUUGCCAAAUCAAGAGGGGGAGUAGAAAAAGAGAGAGAAAGAGAUGGAAGUUGCUUGUAUGCACGUCUGUGCGUUUCUCUUUUUAGAGUGAGUUUACUUAAAAACAAUGAUUUUAUCCUCUCACUGUUGGAAAAUACAAUGUAGCGAUUCAGCAUUUAAACUGAUCUAAUAAACGUUGUGGGGCAAUGUCAACAAGUUUUUCUCCUGGAUGUGUGAGCUGCGCGAUUUCCGUUAUGUGUGUGUGUCAGUAAGCAGCUCAUUAAUACAGAACGGUAAUUAAAGGCUCUAAUGCACAACAGUAUAUGUGUGUAUUGUAGGAGCUAGACAACGUAUUAUGAUGUGUGCUGGAAUAGUAGUGGUGUCCCAAUCCUUAGGGAAAUAUUUUCACCCCUACCCCUUGACAGUCUGUUUCAAGGGACAAGGGGAAGGGGUAGGCAGAGGGAAAGGGGUAUAAAAUAGAAUUGGGAUUGGUCCUAACUUGCGGGUUGUCGGCCUACAAAAAUACAUCACUGCAGUGCUCUAUGGGAGCUUGUUGACUAACAGAGUACAGUUACUGACCCAAGUAAAAUGUCUCACCGAAUUCUCCCUUCUCCUGUCUUUUUGUCUCCAUUUUCUUUUUUGACCAACGUUUCUGUAUAUCACACACAAUCCAGAGACCGUUUACUUCUGUAUUACACUCAUUUAACCAGACGAGGGCGGCAGAGAGUUUGAGAGAAGUGGAAACGCUGUUGUGUCAGGUGUCGGUUGUUUUGAGAUCCUUGAGUUUGCUUUUGCUGUGUUAUGAGCAUGUCCCUUACUGAAAGGCAGCAUCAACCUCUAGAUUUGUCUUUUUUGGAGAUUCUGUUUUUCUAUCUCACUGAAACUUGACUAUGGAAAUCCUACGCCUGAAUAUUACUAUAUUAAACAAUUCAACUCUU
Molecule: messenger RNA, 5589 nt
Organism: Carassius gibelio (silver crucian carp)
Lineage: Eukaryota; Metazoa; Chordata; Actinopteri; Cypriniformes; Cyprinidae
Gene: pkn1b
Product: protein kinase N1b
Exons: 22
Coding region: 418-3219 (933 amino acids)
Biological process (GO): protein phosphorylation; signal transduction
Molecular function (GO): ATP binding; small GTPase binding; protein serine/threonine kinase activity
Source: RefSeq, a predicted model, not a curated record